GAGAUACUUUCAUUGGCUGAGUAUAGCUUUCUCAAUAUAACGAAAGAGAGCGUUGGAACACUAAAGUUUCUAUUCUAUUGUAUUAUUACAUGAGAUAUAGCUAAAAUUUCAAACAAAAUAGAUAUAAAUUUAUCUUAAAUAACUAAGUGCUGAUUUAAAAAUAAUUUGUGUUCUAAAUAAAACUGAUACAGCAGUUUUUCUUUUAAAUCAUAAAUAUUAAAAAAGUGUCAGUAAACAUUGAGUAUCUAAGAUAAACUGUACCUAACCCAACAUUGUUAAAUGGUCGGUGAAUUAGCGUUUAUAAUUUUCGGAAAUAUACGAUAUUGUGAUAUAAUAAAUAAAGGUAUUAUUACGAAGCUAUAUGAAAUUAAUAACGAUGUAUUAUAAUAUUGAUUUACAUUACUUGCUAAACAUGAAAAUCAUAUGCUUUCACUAUCAACUUAUAUAAAAAGGCAGAAAGUAAAUUUUUUACUAUUACAAUAAUAUAAUUAUCCGUAUGAUUAUUUUAUCUAUCACUCAAUUUGUGUGUAUAGAACAAGCCUUUUUAAAAAUAAAAUACGUUUAUUUAAUGUACAUGAAUUAGAAAAUUGAGAAUUAUAGUAAAAAAGUUUGUCUAUUUUAUAUGUGUCUCAGAUAAACAAGGGAGGAUUUCAUUAUACUGUAAUAUAUACAAUUCCAUUGAUUCAAAACUUUUUUGUGAUAUAUUUUUAUACUUUAUACAUAUUUUCUAAAUAUAUUACAUUUUACUAGUGUAUAUAGAUAUAAAAAUAUUAAACUUGCAUGUAAUUUAUAUUAGCUUACAACGGGAGCAUUUGAUAUAUUAUUUAAAUAAAUCUAAUUUUCAUAUCAUUAGUGCAUUAUUCGGACUAGCAACAGGUUCAAUUUUUCAAUGUUGUCCCUGUCUAGUUUCGGAGCCAAGCAAGUGUGUCAACUACAUUCUACAAUAUUCUGACAAUAUAAUGUAUUAUUUGUGCAAUAUGUACUCAUGGAUAUAUAAUAGGCCCCAAACUGCUAACACUAAUGCAAAUGUCCAAUUUUCGUUGCCAUUUUUAAAGUGGUUUCAAAUUGAUUGGACUUUGGCCUCAUUGGUGAAAGUGGUGUGGCCAUGCGACGUGCUUGAUAUUAUUUAAUCCACGGGUUAUUAUAUACAGAGUUUGUGUUUAAGUUUAUGUAACAAAUUUUGCUACAAAGAUAAUUAAAAAUUAUUUGCUUGUUAGUAUAUGAAUGUGUUAAAUAUUUAAUCAACUAUAAAAAUUAUAAGACAUAAAAUAUCCUCUAAAUUGAAAUUUGAUAUGUUAUUGAUAAUUAGAUCUUACAGUAUUUUAGCAGAUCCUUGUUAUACAUAUAAUGGAGAUUGAUAAAGAAGUUCCUGAAGAAAUCCCUAAAUCAAAUAUGGCUUCUCAAAAUGAAAACACUAAUGAAACAAUUUUGGAUAAUCAACAAAGCACGUUGGAAAUAAAUACUGAUAAUCAAGGUGGAAUGUCAGACAGAAGCAAUUGUAGUGAUAUAAUGGAAGAAGAAACUAUAUCUGUUGAUGAUACAAAUGCAUACAAUGGUUCUACUACCGAAGACUGUAUUAUGGAAUCUAACACAGAUAGCAUUGCAGCUACAGAUGAUUUAAGACAGUUUGAUGUUUUGGAUGAUUUAGAACGCCAUCCAGAUCAGAACUGCUGUGAUAUGGAUUCUGAUACCAAUGAAAGUAUGGAUUCUGAUGUACCUGAUGAAGAAAUUGAAGCCAUGCUUGAAGAAGGUUUACCGGAAGAAUUUAAAGGCAAAAGAAAAGACAAGAAGGAUAGUGUACCAUAUGAAGAGAAAGUGAAACUCGUCUUGGAUGAAAUUGGACAUAAUCACUUUGAUGUUUUACCGGAAGGCUGGGUGCAGGUAACACAUAAUAGUGGAAUGCCUUUAUAUUUGCAUAAACAAAGUAGGGUUUGUACUCUUGCAAAACCAUAUUUCCUUGGACCUGGUAGUGUGAGAAAACACGAAGUGCCUGUUAGUGCAAUACCUUGUCUUCAAUACAAAAGAGCUCUUCAUGAAGAAGAAGAAGAAAGAAAGAAGCAGAAAGAACGUGAUCCAAAUACAGAAGUGUGUAGCCUCCCUAGUGCAAAAAUUGAAACAAUUCAAGAAAAUCGAGCGGCUCAUUCAUUAGAUAGUAAACAAUUAAGAAAUUAUUGCCAAUCGCUAUUUCGCUUUAAAGCUAUUAAAGUAAUGAGAUUUCAAUCAUGGUCAGCAAGGAGAAAAUUUACAAAAAAUAAAAAACAUCGUAAACAACUUGAACGUCCUACUUUACCGGAUGGAACAAAACUAAUAACGUUUCCAGUUAGUAGUUCUGGACUAGCAGGAAGUAGCAGUGGUAAUGUCGGAGAUGAUAGUACUGGACAAAGACCACCAAAACAUUGGAUAAUGAAUCCCUCAGGCAAAAGUUAUGUUUGCAUACUUCAUGAAUAUGUACAACAUGCACUUAAAAAGCAACCAACUUACAAGUUUAAAGAAUUAGAAAAUGCAGCAACUCCAUAUUCUGCUGUUGUUUGUAUAAAUGAUAUGGAGUAUGGAAGCGGUUUCGGUAGUAGCAAAAAACAAGCAAAAGCUAAUGCUGCGCGGAAAACUCUUGAAAUUUUAAUUCCUCAAAUGAGAGAUAAAAUUUCUGGUGAUAAUGGAGGAGAUACAGUUUCUGGUAAUAACAGUCGAAUGAUUAAAGCAUCAAGGACAAAUUCUGAUGCAGAUUUAUCAUUCUUUGAUGAAAUAUCGAUCACCGAUCCACGAGUCGCAGAAUUUUGCGCAAAGACAACUGAACCGUCACCGCAUGCUAUUUUAAUCACCUGCCUCCAACGAAAUUAUGGUCUUGGUGAUAUGCAUAUUAAUUACUCUGUAAACACAUUAAAACAUCAACGCAAUGAAUUUACAAUGCGUGUCGGCAAACAUGAAGCCACUGUUGUAUGUCGUAAUAAGAAAGAUGGUAAACAACGAGCAGCCCAAGCUAUCCUGCAGCUUAUGCAUCCUCAUAUCCAGUCUUGGGGAUCCUUACUAAGACUUUAUGGAUCUCGAAGCGUAAAAUCUUUUAAAGAAAAGAAACAGCUAGAACAAGAAAUCACGUUGUUACAAGGUAAAGCUGCUGUCAAUCAACCAAAUCACGCUAUUCUAAGUAAACUUAGACAAGAAAUGCGUAAACUGGCAGAACAGAGACAGGCAAUACAACCUAUCGGUAAGUUUGUACCGCCGGAUUUACCAACUGGAUCUGCAGCUAAUUUGAACAAUGUGGAUUUAUAACAUACUAGUCAACUACUGUGUAUCCUAUAAAUAUUAGUUUAUUUUGUAAGUUUUGUAAGAAAGUAAACGUUUUUGAUUUACUUUAUAUUUUAUGUUUUGAAAACAAGAGUGAAACAUUUUAUAAUAUAGUAAUUUAAAAAGAAAAUGGUGCUGAUGCUUAUCCAUAUUUAAUAUUUUGAUAUUUUUAUUUUUUAUGUAUCUCGAAAUCAAUUUUUAUAAUCAAUUAAUACAAUGAUUAAGAGUAUAAUAAAAUGCGAAUGUUGGUUAAAAAUAUUUGGAGAUUGUUUUUAAGAUUUGGAUUUCAAGAACAGUUUUGAUAUCGAGAUAUUACAGAAUGCUACCUCAAUCACAUUAGUUUUCUUGCACUGUAAAUUGUUAAAUGUAUUUGACAAUAUUAUUUUUUAAAAUCACUAUUGUUUCUAUACAUAAAGGGAAUUUAAUAUUACAUGUAAAUGAUUAUUAAUUGUAUGUUAUUUUAUAUAGAAUUACCAAACACAUAACGAUUCAUAAAACAUAAUCAUUUAUUUUUAAAGAACUGAUUACAGUAAAGUAUAUUUCAGUUCUAUAAACAUUAAGGCAUCAAUCUUGCAUAUUAAUAAUGGUUACAAUAUAUUGAAAAGUAUUGUAAUUGUUCUAAUAAAUUUGCUAAUAGAAUUAAUAGAAUAUAAAUAAAUUAUCAAAUAGUGCAUAAAACAUUUACAUCACUUAUCUUCUUUGGCACUUUUGUAUGAUUUUUUUUCUAUAUCACUAUUAUUCUUAUUCUGCAUUUAUGUGGUAUUUUACUAAUUAUUUAACGAUACCACUGUAAAAUUAAUAACACAAGUAUUGGAACUUAUUUCAAAGUUUAAGCUUUCGUCGGAAAUAUUACAAUGUAUGUAUUUCUAAAUUCAAUAAAAAGGUAUUUUCAUUCUUUCACCUUAGUAUCAUGAUAUUUCUGUAGAAAAUACAAACAUCAAUCUUCAUUAUUUGUGUAUUAUAAAUUAUGGAUUUCUUUUGUGUUACCUAUGUGUAAAUGAAAUUUUUGUUUACUUAAUUACAAUACAAUAUGUUACAUAUAUAAAUUACUAUAUAGAUAGAAAAAUUAUGUAUUAUACUAUAAUAUGGUGACAGUAAGUAAUAUGAUUAAUAUAAUAUUCUAAUAUUCUAUUUAAAACAUUGUGAAACUAUGUGGAAUAGAUAAAUUUUGUUUGGUAUGUGUGUGUGAGUGAGUGCAUGCGUGUUUGGUUCUUUUUAUAUCAUAAAAAUUGUUACUUUUUGAGAUAAUAUUGUUUAAAAAUAUUAGAUUUACUGAUUGUAUAGUAUACAAAAGCAUCGUGUAAUAAACAAAAUCUUAAACUUUU
Messenger RNA from Bombus huntii, 4607 nucleotides. RefSeq names its product microprocessor complex subunit DGCR8 (gene pasha). The coding region runs from base 1348 to 3267 and encodes 639 amino acids. NCBI's taxonomy places the organism in Eukaryota, Metazoa, Arthropoda, Insecta, Hymenoptera, Apidae. Gene Ontology annotation, cellular component: microprocessor complex. Gene Ontology annotation, molecular function: heme binding; double-stranded RNA binding; primary miRNA binding. The record is from RefSeq and is a predicted model, not a curated record. The transcript has 6 exons. Gene Ontology annotation, biological process: primary miRNA processing.